AUGGAAGGUGGCAAUGUAACCACAGUGAGUGAGUUUGUACUUUGGGGGAUUUCAGAAGACCCUGAGCAGCAGAAACUCCUGUUUGGUCUCUUCUUAUUCAUGUAUACUGUAACCUUGGUCGGCAAUCUGAGCCUCAUCUUUCUCAUCAGAAUCUACCCCAAGAUCCACACUCCCAUGUACUUCUUUCUUAGCCACCUUUCCUUCCUUGAUUCCUGCUACUCUUCAGUCACAGCUCCCAAGAUGCUGGAGGAUUUGCUGUCAGAGAACAAAGUUAUCUCUUGGUCUGGAUGCAUGACACAGUUGGGCUUGUUCAUUGUCUUGGCCACAGCAGAACUUUACCUGUUGGCGUCUAUGGCUUAUGACCGCUAUGUUGCCAUCUGUAAACCACUGCUUUACCCUGUACUCAUGUCCUCUAGGGCCUGUACUUCCUUUGUGGUUGCUUGCUAUACUGCUGGGAUCAUCAAUUCUCUGACGGUUACGAGCUCCAUCUCGCAACUCUCCUUCUGCAGGGCCAACACGGUCAAAAGCUUCUUCUGUGACAUCCGCCCGCUUCUGGCUCUGUCCUGCUCUGACACCCAGAUCAGUAAUAUCCUGGUCUUUGCCUUUGGUGCCUUUAUCCAGAUGAGCUCACUACUUGUGAUUGUGGUCUCCUACAUUUUCAUCAUCACUGCUAUUAUGAGAAUCCGUCUAGCUGAGGGCAAACGUAAAGCUUUUUCCACCUGUGCCUCCCAUAUGGCUACUGUUAGUCUGUUCUAUGGGACACUUAUAUUCAUAUAUUUACGGCCCACUUCCAACUCUGCUCCAAAUCAGGACCAAGUGGUCUCCAUCUUUUACACAAUGGUCAUACCCAUGAUGAAUCCUAUUAUCUAUAGUCUGAGGAACCAGGAAGUCAAACAGGCACUGAAGAAGAUCCUAUAUAAGAUCCUAUAA
Molecule: messenger RNA, 930 nt
Organism: Sarcophilus harrisii (Tasmanian devil)
Lineage: Eukaryota; Metazoa; Chordata; Mammalia; Dasyuromorphia; Dasyuridae
Product: olfactory receptor 1020-like
Exons: 1
Coding region: 1-930 (309 amino acids)
Biological process (GO): sensory perception of smell; G protein-coupled receptor signaling pathway
Cellular component (GO): membrane
Molecular function (GO): olfactory receptor activity; odorant binding; G protein-coupled receptor activity
Source: RefSeq, a predicted model, not a curated record